GAUGCCCAGCUUUAUGUCUGUAUUCCUGUAUACUGUAUAUCUGUCGUAAACAUUAUUACAAUUUUGAAUUUAGUGUUUACAAUCACAGAAGAUAGAACAUAAAAAAAAUUAAAAUUAAAAGUAAUAAUUUAUAUUUAAUUUUAAGAAACAAAACAGUUUUAUUUCAAAGAUCAUCAUGGGUGACCGAUACAAUAUUCACAGUCAAUUGGAGCACCUUCAGUCAAAAUACAUAGGUACAGGCCACGCAGAUACCACCAAGUUUGAAUGGCAAGUAAAUCAACACCGUGACUCGUGUGCUUCAUACCUGGGGCAUUAUGAUUUAUUGAAUUGGUUUGGAAUUGCUGAGAACGAAGCUAAAGCAAGAGUACGAUUCAAUUUAAUGGAAAAAAUGUUGCAGCCUUGUGGGCCUCCACCAGAGAAACCUGAUGAAUAAUCUUAUGAACUAUCAAUAUUUUUUGGUUUAAUGUUUUAUCGUAUAACUAAGUUCAAAAUCUAAAAUAAUAUGUGUUAAGAAUCAUUUUUUUCAAUUUAAUCUACAAUGAAUAUUAAUAAUAUUAUACAAUUUAAGAAAUACAUUUUUAAUUGUUGAACAUGGAAUAUUAUAUACCUAAUUUUUAUCAGUACCAUAGACCUGAAUUUAAACAAAAAGUAAAUUUAUAGUUAUUUUCAUUAAUAAUAAUAAUUAUGUUAUGUUGUAUACUAAUAUAACAAUUAACAAUGAGUAUUAGGAUUAUGAGUUUCUUGUGUAGCAUACUUUUUUAACCGGCCUGACAACAAUAAUCAGCCCAUUUAUUUUCUUGAUUAUCUCAUAGCCGCUUAUAGCUAAAAGGUGUGCAAGAUAAAAAAAAUGAUGUACUCUUAUAUAUUAACAUAUUAAUAAUAUACAAAAGGGUUAUAAAAAUCUAA
Molecule: messenger RNA, 906 nt
Organism: Acyrthosiphon pisum (pea aphid)
Lineage: Eukaryota; Metazoa; Arthropoda; Insecta; Hemiptera; Aphididae
Gene: Sf3b5
Product: splicing factor 3b subunit 5
Exons: 2
Coding region: 176-433 (85 amino acids)
Biological process (GO): mRNA splicing, via spliceosome
Cellular component (GO): U2 snRNP; precatalytic spliceosome
Source: RefSeq, a predicted model, not a curated record